Messenger RNA from Drosophila rhopaloa, 2509 nucleotides. RefSeq names its product cyclic GMP-AMP synthase (gene cGlr2). The record is from RefSeq and is a predicted model, not a curated record. Lineage: Eukaryota; Metazoa; Arthropoda; Insecta; Diptera; Drosophilidae. The transcript is spliced from 3 exons. The coding region runs from base 811 to 1830 and encodes 339 amino acids.
UUUUCGAUCAUUAAAUUAUCAACCUCAGAAACAAAAGGUAGUAUCUUAACAAGAAAAUCAAAAGGUAGAAAGGUAACCAUUUUGUAAGCAAAAAAAUAUGAAUUAUCAGGACAACUUGAGCAAACCAAUAGAUAUGUUUAAAAGUAAGUACGUUGCCAUUCCGGAGUGGGUGAAAGAGAGAUAUGGUAAGCAUUUUGAAGCAUUGCACUCUACAAUUUUCGGAAUAUUGAGAUCUGAGAAUGCACAACUGGACAGCCUCAUCGUGGAGUAUAGUUUGGAAGGUAUGUUUGGGUAGCCAUUAUAAUGGAUACGCCUCCUCGUUUUGGGGAAGUGGCGUUGGAACCUUGGAUGCUCCUAAGCCAAAAUUGCAUCUACACACCCAUUCCCAAUUCCUCCGUGAGUCAUAGUAAUUGUAACCGCAGUUUAAUGUGCAUUCAGGUCGCAAAGAUAUGAUAUACUUUUUUUCGCACUAUCAGUACCCGUUCCCCGUAUUCUUUCUCUUCGCGUUCCGUUCCUAUCGUUUUACGUCGCGUUUCGCGAACGUUACUUAUCGCUUAGUUGUAUCUACACAUCCAUUCCUGAUUCCUCCGUGAGUCAGAGUACUUGUAAACGCAGUUUAUUGUGCAUUCGGGUCGUAAAGAUAUUAUAUACUUUUUUUCGCACUAUCAGUACUCGGUCGUAUUCUUGUACCCGUUCCCCGUAUCCUUUCCCUUCGCGUUCCGUUCUUAUCGUGUUACGUCGCGUUUUUCGGUCGUACAUACUUAUCGCAUAGUUUCCGUUCCGUUCAACUUCACAGGGAGCUCGGGAGAUAUGUUAAAAGUCGCGAAACCAAACGAAUUCGAUUUGGUAUUUAAGUUGCAAAUUCCGUAUUACGAAAGCAUAAUCGUGACGCGAGAUUCGAAAGUUCCGGGCAACGUAUUACUUGAUAUGACGCGUGUAUUAAAACUUCUCAGUGACGAUCGCCGCGAGGAUUGUCAAAGCAUCCGGAAACUGCUUCAGAAUAGACUCGUCGACGCGCAGAACUUUCUCGUCGUGGACAAGCUGCGCUCCUGGCUCCAGAGUCUCUUUAGCCAGGCUCUUAAUCGGAUCGCGGAUCGCGUGGAGGUAGAUGGCGUUGUGUCCCAGCUGAAAUACAGGACCUGUGGGCCGGCCCACACCAUCUACGUGGAUGGGGAACUGGAGUACUCGGUCGAUUUCGUACCUGCCAUCCGCCUGGGUGCCGAACAGAACGUGUUGGGCGAUGAUCAAUUAAUAUAUUAUAAGCGCGCGAACCUUCUUUAUUGGGAGGUGGUUCCGAAGCCCCCGAAAACCCAAACAAAGACCAGCAGCAUCUCAUUUAGGUCCUCCUUUUACGCUGCCGAAAAGGCUAUGCUUCGGGGAAAGCCCGAAAAUUGCCUGGAUGCCAUUAAGCUUAUGAAGAAAUUUCGCGAUGUAAAGACGAACUUGAGCAAUCUCAAGAGCUACUAUAUUAAAACUUUGUUUCUUUGGAAGAUUAGGAAUGAACCGGAGUCCUACUGGCAGAAGCCGCUCACAGUCAUUUUGCCCGAUAUGUUUGACGAGCUGGCGGAGUGUUUAAGGCAGGGAAUUCUUCCUUUCUUCUGGGACCCCAAACUGAACAUGAUCGAUGUUUUGACGCCAGACCAAGUGCUGGAAAUGUACCUAUGUGUCCGGAGAAUACCAGGCGCGCUGAGGAGAGCCCGCAAGAAGCAUGACUCUCGUCUGGUCGUUCUUCAAGUCUUCAGCAACAAGGAGGAAAGGGAUCUGCAUCUGGGAUGCUGUCAUAAGCGGAUUGGAAAAUCAAAACGAAAUGUGAUUAAGAGGUUGAAAUAGAUAAAAUACCAAUAUGAAGUCCACAGCAACCCUGGAGAAAAGGAUCACCGGAAAAUAGCAACUAUAAGCUAAAAUUAGUUUCGCAAAAUUCUUCGGAUGCAUUACUAAAUUCCGGAAUCAAGAAUGUCUAUGGGGUCGUCCAUAUAUUAUUAUAUCAGUGAAUAGAUUUUUAUAUUUCUAAACUUAUGUAAUAUAUGGACAGCCCCUAAUUGACUAUUUGUGGUACAUUUUUGACAAAAUUUCCAAUUUAGUUAAAAGUUUAACGGAAGCAUUAAAAAUUGGCAAGUCAUAAUUAAAAGUUAAAAGUUUAGUUCCGCAUUAAGUUCAAUGAACGCAUUUAACGGAAGCAUUUAAAAUUGGCAAGUCAUAAUUGCAUUGCGAAGUUGUUCGUAAUUGGUGAAUUGGUCGAUAUUUUUAUAUUGUUUAUAUAGUUAAAUCAUAACAGAAUAUGGCACAUUGGCUUCAUAAAAUUGUUUAUAAUUAAUCAAGCAUGAUUGUAAAAUUAAUAAUGGAAAAUGUUUGUAUUAUAAAUUUGGUAUACGAGGAUGGGGAAUAUUUGUAAAACACUUUUCAAAAUGUACAAUGUUCAAUUAAUUAUAAAAACUAUGUCGAAACUUGUCUUUGUGUCAUUGGAUAUUGUUUUCCAACAUUAAACAUUAAAACAUUUUUAUCAAAAAAA